AUGGAAUGCAAACAUUUAUUCAAUUUCGAUGUAAAAGUCAAGGAUAAAUUUGAUGUCUUUCGGCUUGAUACAAUAGAUUCGCAAAUAGUGUCUCCUGCAGACUUUAAGCCAUGUUUCAAGAGAAAAACUAUUGUUGAUCUAACAGUCAUUGAUAUAAUCUUUAAGAUAUUCUCAUUAAGAGAUGCACAUUGUUUUAAUAUUGGAUUGAUUGAUAAACAUGAUUCUAAUAUAGAAGGACAUGCAAGCAACCAAGCAAAAAAAUGGCUGAAACGUGGUCAAGAUUUCAGAAUAAUUGAUUUCCUUCCAUUCAAAAAAAAAGAAAAUAUGGGUACGUUAAUCCAAAACUAG
This is a messenger RNA of Trichomonas vaginalis G3, 348 nucleotides long. RefSeq lists its product as uncharacterized. The transcript has a single exon. The coding region runs from base 1 to 348 and encodes 115 amino acids. NCBI's taxonomy places the organism in Eukaryota, Parabasalia, Trichomonadida, Trichomonadidae. The record is from RefSeq and is a predicted model, not a curated record.